AUGAAGGAAGAAGCGCUUAUCUUUUUCGCGGAAGGCGCGGGGAGCGACCAUCGUGGUGCACGUCGUGUGAAAUUGGGAAAAGCAUGGAUCAAUCUCGUCCCAAAACAAGACAUUCUCUCGAUUCGGAGGAAGUGGUUGAACAAAGGACAAAGGGAGAAACGAAAAAAAUCCGAGAAAAAAGAAAAGGACAAAUACUCACUCAUAUCAUUCCCAUCCAAUUUUCCUCCGGAGAACCUUGUUGAAGUUAACUUAUCGUUUAGCGAGGUUGAAGAGCUUUGGGAAGGAAUCCGGCGAGUGGGGAUAAAAGAGUGGCAACCUUUUGUUAAGGUACCCUCAAAUUACACGUUUGGAUUGAAAGUAGUAACCAUUCAUAUAAUCUAUGCCCUCAUGCACCCAAGCCAAAAGGACUCUACUGCUCACAUCCUUAACAAAUGGUGGUGUGCUUCCAUGAGUUUCCUCAUUUCGAUUGUUGAGUAA
This is a messenger RNA of Dovyalis caffra, 477 nucleotides long. NCBI's taxonomy places the organism in Eukaryota, Viridiplantae, Streptophyta, Magnoliopsida, Malpighiales, Salicaceae. The record is from the annotation of a GenBank genome assembly.